AGCGGGCGCGGCGGCCGCCGCUGGCUGCGCAGUUCCGCGGAGGUGCUGGAGCAGGGCGGAGGGGACGGACGGCUGGCUGUGGGGCUCUGCUUUCCUUUCUCGCCUCCGGUCCCGGUUCCCCGGGGUGCGGGCGCGCCCCGCCGCCAUGUGGCUGGCCCCCCUUCUCCUCGGCGUCUUCCUGCUCUCCGGCCCCGUCGGCGGGAGCGAUGGCUCGGCUUCCACUGCUGUUACGUGCUUUACAAGAGGACUUGACCUUAGAAAGGAGACAGAAGAUGUCCUUUGCCCAGCAAACUGUCCUCUGUGGCAAUUUUAUGUCUUUGGGGAUGGAGUUUAUGCCUCUCUUUCCAGUGUCUGCGGAGCUGCCAUACACAGUGGAGUGAUCACCAGUGCAGGAGGAGCUGUAAGGGUACAGACUCUCCCAGGACAGGAAAACUACCCUGCUGUAAAUGCCAAUGGAAUCCAGUCUCAGGUGCUCACUAGAUGGGCUUCGUCUUUCUCAGUGACUCGUACCAAGAACACAGCACUUGAAGCAGUUGGGCGAGCAGUAUCAACAGCGCGUCCUUCUACAGGUAAAAGACCUAAGAAGCCACUUGAUAAAAAGGCUGGAAACAAAGACUGUAAAGCUGAUAUUGCAUUUCUCAUUGAUGGAAGUUACAACAUCGGCCAACGUAGAUUUAAUUUGCAGAAAAACUUUGUUGGAAAAGUAGCUGUGAUGUUGGGAAUUGGAACAGAAGGGCCUCACGUUGGAGUUGUACAAGCCAGUGAACAUCCAAAAAUUGAAUUCUAUCUGAAAAACUUCACUGCUGCAAAAGAGGUUUUGUUUGCUAUAAAGGAACUAGGGUUCAGAGGAGGCAAUUCUAAUACAGGGAAAGCUUUGAAGCACACAGCUCAGAAAUUCUUCUCUUUAGAAAAUGGAGCGCGCAAAGGAAUUCCCAAGAUCAUUGUAGUGUUCCUAGACGGCUGGCCCUCAGAUGAUAUAGAAGAAGCAGGCAUAGUGGCCAGAGAAUUUGGAGUCAAUGUAUUCAUUGUAUCUGUAGCAAAACCCACAACAGAGGAGCUGGGAAUGGUACAAGACAUUGGUUUUGUUGACAAAGCUGUCUGUCGAAACAACGGCUUCUUCUCUUACCAAAUGCCCACCUGGUUUGGUACUACCAAAUACGUGAAACCUCUUGUCCAAAAAUUGUGUUCGCAUGAGCAGAUGUUGUGUAGCAAGACAUGCUACAACUCCGUCAACAUCGGUUUCUUGAUAGAUGGUUCCAGCAGUGUUGGAGACAGCAACUUCCGCCUUGUGCUGGAGUUCAUCAGCAACGUUGCAAAGGCUUUUGAGAUCUCUGACAUUGGUUCCAAGAUUGCAGCUGUGCAGUUCACGUACGAUCAGCGUACUGAGUUCGGCUUCACAGACUACACCACAAAAGAAAAGGUCCUCUCGGCUAUCCGGAACAUUCGCUACAUGAGCGGAGGCACUGCUACUGGAGAUGCCAUUUCUUUCACAACCAGAAAUGUGUUUGGGCCAAUGAAGGAUGGACCUAACAAAAAUUUCCUCGUUGUUUUGACUGAUGGUCAGUCUUACGAUGAUGUUAGAGGACCUGCUGCUGCUGCACAAAAAGCAGGAAUAACAGUCUUCUCUGUUGGUGUUGCCUGGGCACCUCUGGAUGAUCUGAAAGACAUGGCUUCUGAACCAAGAGAAUCUCAUACUUUCUUCACUAGGGAGUUCACAGGAUUGGAGCAGAUGGUUCCUGAUAUUAUCAGAGGCAUCUGUAAAGAUUUUUUGGACUCUAGACAAUAAAGCAUAAACAUGCUGUUGGCUAUUACUACUUUGAAACUAAAAAUCAUGAAAACAAAAUGGUCCCUCUAAAGUACAGAUGUUUUAUUCUUAUGUAUACUAUCAUAAUGUAAGGGAAGGAGGAGGCUACAUUUUAUUUCUGUAGUCAGUCAAGGAUUCUUGUGAGCUUGUUAGAAGUUGUACUUAAUAUUGGAAUGCAGAAUUUGGCCAACAGCUAUUCUUUUCAGUAAGUAUAUAAUAUGCCCAAGUUUACAGCUAUGCAUAUCAUGCACUUAUGGCUAUCAGAUAUCAGCAGAGACAAUAAAACAGCUCUGAACUUUCUGCUGUCACUUGCUAGAUGUCCUCUUACGAGUUAAAAAGAGCGUAAUUUUAAAUACAUGGUACUAGCUUCUGUAAGCCUUCUGUAGCUUACAAUUCUGUAUCUUUUCCAGAAGUUCUGCUGAUAGCAUAAAGUACUUUCAGUGCUUCAGUUGCACAACACCUGUUAUUGGCAGGCAGUUUAAGAAAAGGUAUGGCAGGUUGUCGCUCAACAGUCUAUAUUUACUAGUUGAGAUUUUGCUAUUGUGAAUGAUACUGCUGCGUGGUUGGCAAAGUUUACAUCAUAAAACAUUUGACUUCUACCCACAGCUUUCUGUGGAUCUGUGUUGUUUGAUUCUUUUGGCACAGAUUUUGAAAGGUAUUUAAGGCACAGUACUUCUUUUUGAGGGUCUGGAUCCUAAAAUAUUAGUUGAUACUACUGCUUCCUACGCCAAUGAAGUCAACAAUGAUAUUCCUAAUAUAUCUGAUAACUGGAUUUUUUCCUGUCUACUGUCUGUACCAUCUUGAGCAGAUUAAAUUAGACCACACACUGGGAACUGAAGGCAUUCAAAUCAAAAGGUAUCUCAAACCUUGAAACCUAACGGAUUUAUAUCAGAUCACAUUGUUAGAAAAGAAGAGAGUAGGUAGCCAUGUAGUGGGAUUCAGUAGCUCACAGAAUAACAACUUUUCUAAUGCUAGUUAAAAAUCAUCUUUAUAGAUGAGAGGUUCACUGAGGAUGAAAAAGUUUUCUUGAAAAAAGGCUUUCAUUUGAUCACAUACCUAGUAAUAUGUUGAUAUAUUUACACCUACAUGCAUGUCAUUAAAAUGAUGCAAUAUUCAUUGAAUUAUUCCAGAUUCUGGGUGUGAAUAACAGACUUAAAGUGUUCCUUAGAAAAUAAAGGUUUUCACAAGUAAAAUGUAUAGUAAAAAUCAGAACAGUACUUUUCCUAUCAAUCUAGGGUUUCCUUUUUUCCCUCCCCCAUUAUUGAUUGUAAAAUUCAUAGUAGUUAUGGAGUGGCACAGAAGGGAUUGUAUUCAUCAGGCUUUUGUUGUGCAUUUUUAAUAACUUAUGACUGGCUAUAUAUUACACUAAACAUGAAUGGCAAAGAUGCCUUGUAUUUUUCUAUGAAUUGUUAUCCUUAAUUUUGUUAUGUGUUUAUAGAUAAGAGUAUUCAGCUAUUGCUGUAUAAAUUCGUAUGCAAUA
Molecule: messenger RNA, 3284 nt
Organism: Phalacrocorax carbo (great cormorant)
Lineage: Eukaryota; Metazoa; Chordata; Aves; Suliformes; Phalacrocoracidae
Source: RefSeq, a predicted model, not a curated record